This is a messenger RNA of Balearica regulorum gibbericeps (East African grey crowned-crane), 2647 nucleotides long. Lineage: Eukaryota; Metazoa; Chordata; Aves; Gruiformes; Gruidae. The record is from RefSeq and is a predicted model, not a curated record.
GAAAGAAGGUUUCCUACAUGUCCUCUGAUCCCUAUGUUUGUAGCCAGUGACACUGUAAAUGAAUACAAGAGUGAGGAUGAAGCUAUCCAUGUGAUUGAACGGCGCUGUAAGCUGGAUAUAGAUGCACCACGGCUGUUGAAAAAGAUUGCAGGAGUGGAUUAUGUCUACUUUGUCCAGAAGAAUUCUUUGAACAGACGAGAAAGAACUUUGCAUAUAGAAGCCUACAAUGAAACCUUCUCUAAUAGAGUCAUUAUUAACGAACACUGCUGUUACACAGUUCAUCCUGAGAAUGAAGACUGGACCUGUUUUGAACAGUCAGCAAGUCUGGAUAUAAAAUCUUUUUUUGGUUUUGAAAGCACAGUGGAAAAAAUUGCCAUGAAGCAGUACACCAGCAAUAUUAAAAAGGGAAAAGAAAUAAUAGAAUACUACCUGAAGCAGCUGGAGGAAGAAGGAAUAACUUUUGUUCCUCGUUGGACUCCUCCUGUUGCAUGUAAAUUGGAGAGCAGCACAUCCCACACAAGACGACCAGUUUCACCCGCUAUUAAUAUACCAGACUCUGCCACAAAGGAGGGCUUGAACAAUAAGGAGAUCCUCAACACCUCAAGCAGCCCCUCGGUGCCCACAGCAGGAACGCCUGAUGACAAGCUAGAUGCAGACUACAUCAAGCGGUAUCUGGGUGACUUGACGCCAAUGCAGGAGAGCUGCCUCAUUCGACUGAGACAGUGGCUCCAGGAAACACACAAGGGCAAAAUCCCAAAGGAUGAGCACAUUUUAAGGUUCCUGCGUGCCCGGGACUUCAACAUUGAUAAAGCAAGAGAGAUCCUUUGCCAGUCUCUGACGUGGCGUAAGCAGCACCAGGUAGACUAUAUUCUAGACACCUGGAACCCUCCUCAAGUACUCCAAGAUUACUAUGCAGGAGGCUGGCAUCACCAUGACAAAGAUGGUCGCCCGCUGUACGUGCUGAGGUUGGGACAGAUGGAUACCAAAGGCUUAGUGCGAGCUCUUGGGGAAGAGGCCUUGCUUCGAUACGUUCUUUCUAUAAACGAAGAAGGACUGAGGCGAUGUGAGGAGAACACGAAAGUAUUUGGCAGGCCAAUAAGCUCUUGGACCUGUCUAGUAGACCUAGAAGGCUUGAACAUGCGUCAUUUAUGGAGACCUGGUGUCAAAGCAUUGCUAAGAAUUAUUGAGGUGGUCGAAGCUAAUUACCCCGAGACUUUGGGUCGUCUUCUUAUCCUACGAGCACCUCGAGUAUUCCCAGUUCUUUGGACACUGGUUAGUCCGUUCAUUGAUGACAACACUAGAAAGAAAUUCCUUAUUUAUGCUGGAAAUGACUACCAGGGUCCUGGGGGACUGCUGGAUUACAUCGAUAAAGAAAUUAUCCCUGAUUUUCUUGGUGGAGAGUGCAUGUGUGAAGUACCAGAGGGUGGGCUGGUUCCUAAGUCCCUCUACCGGACAGCAGAAGAGUUGGAAAAUGAAGACAUAAAGCUUUGGACUGAAACAAUCUACCAGUCUGCAAGUGUCUUCAAAGGAUCUCCGCAUGAGGUUCUCAUUCAGAUUGUGGAUGCCUCCUCUGUGAUCACAUGGGAUUUUGACGUGUGCAAGGGUGACAUCGUUUUUAACAUCUUUCAUUCCAAAAGAGCCCCGCAGCCUCCUAAAAAGGACUCUCUGGGAGCUCACAGUAUUACAUCUCCUGGUGGGAACAACGUCCAGUUGAUAGACAAAGUCUGGCAGUUGGGGCGUGAUUACAGUAUGGUGGAGUCUCCCCUUAUCUGCAAAGAAGGAGAGAGUGUGCAGGGAUCACAUGUGACCAGGUGGCCUGGCUUCUAUAUUCUCCAGUGGAAAUUUCAUAGCAUGCCUGCCUGUGCUGCAACCAACCUGCCUCGUGUGGAUGAUGUAUUAGCAUCUCUACAGGUCUCCUCUCACAAAUGUAAAGUGAUGUACUAUACAGAAGUAAUAGGAUCUGAAGAUUUCAGGGGAUCUAUGACCAGUCUUGAAUCAAGCCACAGUGGAUUCUCCCAGCUCAGUGCUGCCACCACCUCUUCUAGCCAGUCCCAUUCCAGCUCCAUGAUUUCCAGGUAGUGCCACAACAGACAAAUGGAUGAGAUGGCUGGACCCUCGCCUGUGGCAGCUGACUGCAAUACAGCAUAUUCAACUGGCAAUUGAGCAAAAAAAACCCCACCCCACAAAAGCCUUUUAUAGAUAGUAAAGUAGCUGUUUGAAUUUUAAACUUAGUGGUUUUGGUUCUUGUUAGAUCCAACAGCUUGUCUCUUAACUUUAACCCUUUUUCCUAACUCAGCCAUAAAUAUUUUUGCAAGCAUGCUUGCACAAAUCCUAACUCUAAACACAAGGGCUCUUAUUGAAAGGGAAAAUAACCAGUGCAUCAGUUAAGAAUUUUUUUAACUGUGUAAAUGUUAAAUAGCAAAAAAGAGGAAAAAAAAACCCUACCAAAAAUGCUCUGUAGUUCAUUAGAGAUCAACUGCAAGUCUCCUGUCAGGACAUUCCUUGCCAUCUUAAGAAAUCCCCUGUGAUCUUCCAGUGCUGCAAACUGUUCUCCCAUUGCCUCUAAGUGAUGUCCGAGACAAAGAAAAGCAGUUGCUGGAUACUUGACUUUGUGAGUCCAUUUUUUUCAAAGCAUGCCCACAGAGCU